This is a messenger RNA of Acanthisitta chloris (rifleman), 414 nucleotides long. Its product is annotated as palmitoyltransferase ZDHHC15-like. NCBI's taxonomy places the organism in Eukaryota, Metazoa, Chordata, Aves, Passeriformes, Acanthisittidae. Gene Ontology annotation, cellular component: endoplasmic reticulum; Golgi apparatus. The record is from RefSeq and is a predicted model, not a curated record. The annotation marks the transcript as partial. Gene Ontology annotation, biological process: peptidyl-L-cysteine S-palmitoylation; protein targeting to membrane; synaptic vesicle maturation. Gene Ontology annotation, molecular function: protein-cysteine S-palmitoyltransferase activity. The transcript is spliced from 5 exons.
UGACGGUGAGCAAUCCUGUGGAGAAAGUGGCCUAUCUUGUAAUAUUCCAUAUUCUCUUUGUGCUCUUUGUGUGGACAUAUUGGAAGUCUGUUUUUACUCUCCCAAUGCAGCCAGGCAAAAAGUUCCACAUGUCCUACGCUGACCAGGAACGCUAUGAAAAUGAAGAGAGGCCAGAGGUGCAGAGACAGAUUCUUGCUGAAAUUGCCAGGAAGCUGCCGGUGUACACAAGAACAGGGAAUGGAGGUCAGCUCAGCAGGGAGCUCUGUGUCUCUAAACCUACCCAAGCGUGCUCGAGUAUUCGCUUCUGUGACAGAUGUCAGCUCAUCAAACCUGAUCGUUGUCACCAUUGCUCUGUGUGUGCUAUAUGUGUGCUAAAAAUGGAUCACCACUGUCCGUGGUACGUCCUGGAUACUG